CUUCCUGGAGUGACUUUGUGACGGCUUUUUUGUGUUGUUGUGAUGUCACAGUGUCACACUGCAGGAGUCCACCUUACAUCUCAGGAGUUGCAUUUCAUUUUCAUUGAAGCCAGUUUUGUCUUCAUUGAUUUAAUCGCACCGUCAUGUCGCUGCUCCCGCUGAAGUCACAGUUACGUCGUGACGCACACCCGGAAAUGUAGUUUUUUGACGUCAGAAGCGUCUGAUCGUUGUGGCGGAGGUCAGAGGUCAUGGUUCUGCACAAUGAACCCAGUCCGCAAACGUCUGAGGCUCAGCCCGUCCACACCACAACCUGCUGCCCCCUCCCCCACCCGGAGCCUUCGGCUGCCUCCAUCCAGUUCUCAGCUCCUCUCCCAUGAUGCAUUGCUACUGCCCCCACCUCCAAUUCCUGCUGGAGGUGGAGCUGAGGAGGAGGAGGAAGGUUACCUGCUGGUGGAGGAAGAUACCACCGACUCCAGCCUGAUCAUCACCAUGGAGGACAGUCAGGUAGAGGUGAAGGCAGCAAGGAGGAGAGCAGUGAGGAAAAGGAGGGGAAAACUGACUGAGGAGGAAGAGGAGCAGAGGGGCAGAGCCUCAGAGAGUGACGAAGAUGAGGAAGAAGAGGAGGAAGCGGCAGCAGAGGUGGAGAUUGACAGACAGCUGGACCAAUCACUAGAGACCAAGUCCAAACAACACAACCUGACCACAGUGAAUGUCAGAAACAUCAUCCACGAAGUGAUUACUAACGAACAUGUGGUGGCGAUGAUGAAAGCUGCCAUCAAUGAGACCGAGGCCGUCCCUCCAUUUGAGCCGAAAAUGACUCGAUCCAAGUUUAAAGAAGUUGUGGAGAAAGGAGUGGUGAUUCCAGCCUGGAACAUCUCUCCCAUCAAGAAAACCAGUGAUGUUAACAAGGCUCCUCAGUUUGUGGACAUCCCUCUGGCUGAGGAAGACUCCUCUGAUGAAGAGUAUCGUCCUGAUGAGGAAGAGGAGGAUGAGACGGCUGAAGAUACGUUUCAGGAGAGCGACAUGGAGAGCACAGCUUCAUCUCCCAGAGGGAGUCGACUGGUCAGAGUGGAGGAGGACAGCUGCAGCCCCUGGCAGAUUUCUCGGAGCCGAUCUAGGAAUUUGAGGCCGGUGUCUGUCUCAAUGGGACCCCCCCCACCCCCCAAAGCCCUGCCUCCCAAAGCAGUGACUGACAGCACCUUUCUGGAGAAACUCCAUGCUGUGGAGGAGGAGCUGGCGGUGUGUAUGGAGCCCUUCCAGCCUCUGUCGGAGUCGGGGGAUGAGGUGGGUCUGAUGGCGUACCGGACUCGGUCCAAGCGUCCUCUACGUGACGUCCCGCUGGGCCGGCUGGAGGCGGAGCUCCGAGCUCCUGACAUCACACCUGAUAUGUAUGAUUCCAGCUCUACCCACGAGGACAGGGAAUGGACUGAUUGGCUGAGAGGCCUAAUGACCUCCGAAAUGGACAACGAAGAGGAGUGUGAUGAUGAAGAUGAUCCAGAGUAUAACUUCCUGGCCGAUACUGAUGAACCCGACCUUGAGGAUUACCGUGACGACAAGGCUGUCCGCAUCACCAAGAAGGAGGUGAAUGAGCUGAUGGAGGAGCUGUUUGAGACGUUGAAAGAAGACCUUGCAGGACAGGAAGUGGAUGAUGAAGGCCAUGAGGAAGAGGAGGAGCCACAGGAAGAAACACCCACUGUUCAGACACACGCUCCUCCAGAGCAGCACAGCCCAGAGCUGGGUGAUGAUGACUCGGACGGACCAAUCACAGAGCUGCGUACAGUGAAGCAGCAGCUGGCUCUGAUCAGGAAGAGACAGCAGACACAUACAAUGUGUAACACACACUCACUGUAUGCUGAGCCAUACACACUGAAGCUUGACAGACAGCAGAAGAUCAGACUGCAGCAGCAGCUACAACAGCAUGUCCAGCUGCUGACUCAGAUCCACCUGCUGACUUCACCUGUGGCCAAACUGCAGAGUGAGGCUGAGACAACCAGACAGUUCCUGUUCGAGCUGGAUGUGCUGGCUCAGCGAUCAGAGUUGCUCAUGUCUUCAGCUCGUCCUGGUUUCUGCAGCGUCUUCAGAUCCUCCAACCUGCAGGGGGCACUGCAGCUGCUGGAGGAGCUGCGACACACUCCCAUCAGCUACCAACCACAACACCACCCACCUGACGCCAGAGGACACAUGCGGUGUUACCCAGUGAUGCCGGCUGAACUGGCCUGGCUCUUUGCCACUCGUCCAGUCUUCCUCUACCCAGAGCUGCUGCCCUGUGCCAGCCUGGACCCGGCUCUGUACUGCCCCCGCAGGUCGGCUGCUUUCACUGCAGCUGAGGACUGCCUCCUGGUUCUGGGUCUCAGGAACAUGGAGGGGUCAUGUGACCCGACUAAGCUGGUGUCUCAGUUCCUGCUGAGGAAGACUCUGGUCCAGGUCCGACGAAGAAUCCUGCAGUGCUGCAGACCUGGUUUCCCUGACAACGUUGUCAAGGUGUUCAGGUAUCAGCGGGUGCUAUGGCCGAUGCCGGUGGCCUGUCGUCCUGUUCAUCCAGCAGAGCGACGUCCCCCGGUGGAGAGAGAGGAGAGCAUCAUGCCUCUGUGGCUGGUGAGGAGUCUUCCUGUCAUCCACCCGACCAUUAAACACUAUAACACCCCACUUGGCUCCGCUCCGAAGACCCCACCCCCGUGCAGGGGGGUUCGAACCCGUCAGAGUCACCUGACCUUCCUCCGCUCCGCCUCCGACACCUACAGCUUCCCCCCCGGGACACGAUAUCCCCCCCGCCUCCCUGAAAACCUUGACUUCAGGCGCAUUGGCUUUGUCCUGCUGCAGAAGCCCCUCCCCCCUCCUCCUGCUUACUCCUCCCCCCUACCUGAUGGACAGGUGGACCUCUCCUCCUCCUGCUCACCUCCUUCUCCUCACAAACCCUGCUGCCCCCGAGCUCUCAGUCCUCCACGAGUCCUCCUCCACCGACUCCUCCUGACCAGGACUGACACCCCCACCGACAUUAUCACCUCCUCCACUGUCUCCAUGAAAACCACAGAGCAAAUCAGAUGCCACUAUCAGACCCUUGCUGGCCUGAGGAAGAUGAGGAAGAAGAGGUCAUCUUCUUCACCUCCUGAAAAAGAGAAACGCACCUCGAAUGGAGGCGGAGUGAGGAGUGAUGAAGAGGCACUGACUCCUCCUCCUGAAGGCCCUGGCUCCUCUCAGGUGGAAGUAGACAAUGAUGUCAUCAGGAUUAAUGAGGAGGAGAGAAAGGAAGAAGAGGAGGAGGAAGAGGAGAGCGAGGUCCUCCUGGCCCUGUCGGAAUCAUCAUCCAGCUCUGCGGGAAGUGUCGCCCAUGACGACGACCCGGCCGACCAUGAAGAGGCGGAGUCAGAGAGUGAACAGGAAGUGACACUGGUGCCAUCGAGAGCAGCAGCAGAAGAAGAAGGUGAUGAUGAUGAUGAUGAUGAUGACGGAGAGACGUCUUCAGAUGAAUCCAGAGUGUCAGUCCUCGAACCUCAGGAGAAGCUGUCAUCAGAAGGAAGUGAGGAGGAAGAGGAGGAUGAAGAUCAGAGAGAGGUGGAGGACGUGGUGUUUGCUCAGGACUAUCUCCACAGAAUGUGUGAAGUGGUGCAGGUGUCUCCGGGCCUCUCUGAGCAGCUGCUGCAGGUGUUGGAUCAAUUUUCAUCAACAGGGCCCCUUGGGACCUCUGGGGCCCCAGAGCUUCUGUAUGACAGACUGAGCUGUGUGCUGCAGCCCUGGCCUCAGCUGCUCAGAGACUUUGCUGCCUUCCUGAACCGAGGACAGGCCCGUCGCUGUGGACUGGUGAGUGACAUCACUCUGACAUCACUCAGGUUCAACCUGAACCUGUGUGAACUCUCUUCCUCUGUUGUAUUUCUCUGCCAGUUGUUGGAGCAACAGAUGUUUGAACGCAGCCGACGGUUCCUACGGCAACUGGGGCAAAGCCUGGGAGAAAGCUCAUCCCUCUACCAACAGGUGGUGUCACUACUGCAGGGAAGCCCCACCCCCCCACGUGAGGACAUGGAAAAGAUUGCGUCUCUCCUCAAACAGCAUCCUGACCUGCAGGAGUGUUUCCAGCAGCUUCAUGCCCACUCAUUGCCCACAGGAACCAGUCCAGAGACCACAAAGGCGGACUUAGUUUUCCAGAACUGUGACAGAAACAAGAAGGGAGUCGACCAUCAGAUGUCUGGAGAGAGUGAGACAGGAAGUGACAGAGAGGAAGAGAAACAACCAGUUUGUGCUAAAAACAUCUCGAUGAGCUCCACCGGAGAAAAGGUCGUCGUUUGGACCCGGGAGGCGGACCGUGCCAUCCUGACUGCCUGUCAGCAGAGAGGAGCCAACAGGAAAACAUUCAGACAGGUGUCCGCCCACCUGGGAAACAAAACCACCCAACAGGUGAGUCUUCGUUUCCAUGACCUGAUGAAUCUUUUCCAGUCUGCAUCCCAAAAGUCCACUUCCUGUUCCUCUGAGGGCCAGCCAAUCAACAGACAGGAGGCAGCCCCUGACUAAUCGCUGGACCUGUCACAGACGAGUCUGCAACCAACCACAGAGUUGACUUCAGAGUUAAGAGUCUAAUCCAGAUCUGCUGCUUUGGGACACAAUUCAUUAAAGUCUCCUGAAGUUCAGCAGAAAAGACCCCAGAACUGGUUUAAACUCUUCAGUCAAGGACCACCAUCCUCGAAUCAGAUCUGUUGAUUCUAGAAUUCAUCAGAAUUAUUCUAAAACACAAAGGAACAUGACUGAUUCUAAUUCUGAGUGGUUGAUGGUUCCACACUGACUGUUUGUAGAACAUGCUCUUCAGGGGGUUCCAGAGUUUGAAGCAAUUUUUUUUCAGUUCAAAGAUUCUUUAAGUGAUAUUUCAAAAUAACUGAAAGGUUUAAUACAGUUCUCAAGAUGUGACUCUAGAGAUGUGUUCUGGCUUCAAAAAUCUCACUCUAGAACAGAUUUGUUUCAGAGUCGGAAAACAAUUCCAGAGUGGUGAGGACGAAUUUUAGAUUACAUUAAUCACUUUGAAUUCUUCAGGAUGUUCUAUAGUUUUCAUUUUACAGCUUGUUCGGAAUGAUCCUAGAGUUCUUCAUACAGCGGCAAUGUUUACAUCAGCUGUUCUAUAUUUCACUGUGUGCAGCUAGAACAUAUUAGUCUUUCUAAAGUUCUUCAGAGGGUUCAGGAGUUUUCACAAACUUGAUUGAUAUCAGUUUGAGGAACGUGACCCUUGAACUCUAGGUGUCUAGAACCAGAAUUGUCUGUGUUCAGAUUUGUUCUCCUGAAGUCACUCAGAACGUCUCUGAUCCAGUUCACCCAGGAGUGGGUGUUCUGAUUGUUUCACACUUCCUGAAGGUUUCAGUUGUGGAAUUUAUCCAGAACGUUUCUUCUGCAGUUUGUUUCUCUGUCUGUUGGAGCAUUGAAGGAAUGUCAUUACAGAACACAGUCUGUAUGAAAAUGAAUCAGAGUGCAUAGUUCAGUUCAGGCUGCUCACAAAUGUUUUAUUUAUAUUUAUUAUUUAUUUUUAAUUUAUCUGCUCUGACUUCAUCAAGACUUUGCCUUUUGUGGGUGUGUCAGGUAGGAGAGUCUCAGUGACUCAGUGAGGUCAGAGGUCUCCAAAACAAGGAGGAAACACUACAGUGAAGAUUUGCAGCGUGAACCAGUCACAUGACACAGGUGUGAAUGAGGUUCAGCGUGUUCUGGUCACAACUCAGACUCAGUAUAUAUGAAGCCCUGUCCACGCUGUGUCUUAAAGACUGUUUCUAAGUCAUCCUAAAAUGCUUCAAGCACUGAAAAGUAACCCUGCAGCUUCUGAAUCUUUUUUUAAUAUAUAUUUUUGAGUCUUCCCAAGAUGCAUCAGGGUUAACCUACCUGAUCACUCCCAUGAUUCCAAGCGGCCUUACAUAUGUUAGUGAAGGAUGUCCCGAUGUUCUGUGAAGGUUUUGUCGAAAAUGUUUGUGUAUUCAUAUUGAAUACAACUGAAUGAAG
Molecule: messenger RNA, 5964 nt
Organism: Seriola dumerili (greater amberjack)
Lineage: Eukaryota; Metazoa; Chordata; Actinopteri; Carangiformes; Carangidae
Gene: gon4la
Product: GON-4-like protein
Exons: 25
Coding region: 262-4503 (1413 amino acids)
Biological process (GO): regulation of DNA-templated transcription
Cellular component (GO): nucleus
Molecular function (GO): transcription coregulator activity
Source: RefSeq, a predicted model, not a curated record